Molecule: messenger RNA, 2061 nt
Organism: Balaenoptera ricei (Rice's whale)
Lineage: Eukaryota; Metazoa; Chordata; Mammalia; Artiodactyla; Balaenopteridae
Gene: HTR3B
Product: 5-hydroxytryptamine receptor 3B
Exons: 10
Coding region: 1-1428 (475 amino acids)
Biological process (GO): regulation of membrane potential; nervous system process; monoatomic ion transmembrane transport
Cellular component (GO): postsynaptic membrane; neuron projection; synapse
Molecular function (GO): extracellular ligand-gated monoatomic ion channel activity; transmembrane signaling receptor activity; neurotransmitter receptor activity
Source: RefSeq, a predicted model, not a curated record
AUGGGGCUUUCGUCUCCGUUGGAGGAAGAGUUUAGAAUUUCAGACCUGAGGAGACAGAGGAAUGGGGUGCUGAAUAGACUGUCUGGAAUCCAACCAUUUUUUGUGAGGAGCUGCAGCCCUAUAGAAUGGGUGACAGUGUCUUUUGGGAGUACAGGAAUCCUGGCAAUAGAUACCCCUCAUCCCAGGAGUUCUGCUCUGCAUCAUCUCACCAAGCAGCUAUUACAGAAAUAUCACAAGGAAGUGAGGCCAGUUCACAACUGGACCCAGGCCACCACAGUAUACCUGGAUGUGUUUGUCCGCGCUGUGUUGGAUGUGGAUGCACAGAAUCAAAAAUUAAAGACAAGUGUAUGGUAUCGUGAGGUUUGGGAUGAUGAGUUUUUAUCCUGGAACUCCAGCAUGUUUGAUGAGAUUAGAGAGAUCUCCCUACCUCUAAGUGCCGUCUGGGCUCCUGAUAUCAUCAUAAAUGAGUUUGUGGACAUUGAAAGAUCACCUGAUCUUCCCUAUGUUUACGUGAACUCAUCUGGGACCAUUAAGCACUCUAAGCCCAUCCAACUUGUCUCUGCAUGCAGUUUAGACACAUACGCUUUUCCAUUCGAUAUCCAGAAUUGCAGCCUAACCUUCAAUAGCAUUCUGCACACAGUGGAAGAUGUAGACCUGGCCUUCCUGAGAAGCAGAGAAGACAUUACACAUGACCAAAAAGCAUUUUUGAAUGACAGUGAGUGGGAACUUCUUUCUGUGUCCUCAACAUACAACAUCCUGCAGAGCAGCGCUGGAAACUUUGCACAGAUUCAGUUUAAUGUGGUGAUUCGUAGGCGCCCACUGGUCUAUGUUGUGAACCUGCUGAUUCCCAGCAUCUUCCUAAUGCUCGUGGACCUGGGGAGCUUCUAUCUCCCGCCCACCUGCCAUGCCAGGAUUGUGUUCAAGAGCAGCGUGCUGGUGGGCUACACCGUCUUCAGGGUCAACAUGUCUGAUGAGGUGCCGAAGAGCACAGUGAGCACCCCUCUGAUUGGGGUCUUCUUCACAGUCUGCAUGGCCUUCUUGGUUCUCAGCUUAUCCAAGUCCAUCCUGUUGGUCAAAUUCCUCCAUGAUGAGCAGUGCAGCCGGCGGCAGUGGACCCUCUUGUGCCUUCGAGGGGACACCGAUGAGGAAGGGCCUAGAAUGGAUCCCUGGGCCCAGCUCGCUGGGGUAACAGAGCCCCCCAUCUGUCAAGAGCACCAGGCCCAGCCAGGGACCCUGAGGGAAGUCUGGUCCCAGCUUCAGUCUAUCAGCAGCUACUUGCAGACCGAGGACCAGGCGGACCGACAGGAGGCUGGGUGGCUGGCCCUCCUGGAACGCUUUGACCGACUGCUCUUCCAAAGCUAUCUCGUUGUGCUGGGGUUCUACACCAUCACCCUGUGUUCCCUCUGGGUGCUGUGGAGUGGCUCAUGAAGACCCAAGUUUGCUGGUCUCCAUCAAUGUGUUUGCAUGGCACUUGGGGAAGGCUGAAAAGUUUUUAUGGGGAUAUUGGAAGGGGACAAAUGAUGGGGUAAAAAGUUCUCCAGCCCCCGUUGCCUCUUUUCAUUCAGCCCAGGGAUGCACAUCAUCUAAUUUGCUAUUGAAUGACCCAGGAGUAAUGCAUUCAUGAUGAAAAUGCAUAAACAGUACAAGGUAUCCAGUGAAAAGUAAUCCUGCCCUCUUACCCAGUUCACUCCCCAGAAGUAACCACCGUUAGCAACCUCUUUCAGAAAAUUUCUAGCACAUGCGAGCAUACAUGUGUGUUUAAACGGUUUUUUAAAAGGUAUAAGAGCACUCCAUCUCCCAGUCCUCUCUUGGUCACUUAUUCAGUCAGUCAUUCAACAAAACUUGUAUUGAGUGUUGAUUAAGUCCUAGGCCUUGUGUUAGGCACACCAGAGAGUACAAAAUAAGUCAGUUUCAGAUCAUUCUUCACUUGACUUGAUCCUUGAGGAACCUUGUUCCAACCAGAACACAAAGUUCCCACCUUAUCUGUAUCCUGGAGUUCUUGUUCCCUUCAUCCCAGGUGAGUCUAUCUUCCCCCGUGCCUUCUCAGCAGUGCAUUCCUAU